Messenger RNA from Oryza sativa Japonica Group (Japanese rice), 1963 nucleotides. Its product is annotated as transcription factor ILI3. Gene Ontology annotation, molecular function: protein dimerization activity. The record is from RefSeq and is a predicted model, not a curated record. Lineage: Eukaryota; Viridiplantae; Streptophyta; Magnoliopsida; Poales; Poaceae. Gene Ontology annotation, biological process: regulation of growth; regulation of DNA-templated transcription.
CCACACUCUCCAAACUUCUCCAUAUCUCUUAUCUCCUAAGUCAAUGAGACCUCACUCACUCUCCCUGUAGUCUAGGUCUUAUUUUCUCCUCUGCUCCUUUUUGCAGUCCCUUUCACCUUUCCUUUGCUUCUCCAACAAUAACCUCUCCCUCAAAUCGAUCGCCCUGAGUAGUUUUAGCUCACAAAAAAUCAAUCAAGAAUUAUUAGUUGCAAAGCUAGCUUAAAAUCUCGAAGAUGUCGGGGCGGCGAGCAUCGGGCAGGAUCACCGACGACGAGAUCAACGAGCUCAUCUCCAAGCUGCAGUCCCUCCUCCCGGAGUCCUCUCGCCGCCGCGGCGCCACCUCCCGGUCGCCGGCGACGAAGCUGCUGAAGGAGAUGUGCAGCUACAUCAAGAGCCUGCACCGGGAAGUGGACGACCUGAGCGAGCGGCUGUCGGAGCUCAUGGCGACCAUGGACAGCAACAGCCCUCAGGCCGACAUCAUCCGCAGCCUCCUCCGCUAGCGUUGCUUCCUUUGCUUCCACAACAAAUUACACGCAUGAUGAGAAUCGAAGACAGCAUCCAUGCAUCCAUGGUCCAUGCUUGCAGGAGGGGAUGAUCAAUUAAUCAAUUGAUCUAAUAAUAGUUAAUCUCUGUUUCGUGUUAAUUACUCCUAAUUAUUAGCGGGUUAAUUUUGUGUUGGUCAAACUCGAAGCCCUUUGUUUAAUUAACUAGGAGAUUAAAGGGUUUGUUUAAUUAGUUAUCUACGGACAAUCGAAUGGAAUGGCUGUUAUAUAUGUAUCAGCACGCAUGCAAAAACUUAUUCUGAUGGAUAUGCAUGCAUAUGCUGAGUAGUUUGUAGCUAGGUUUGCUUAAUUUAAUUUGUUUCCCAAAUGGCAUGCACACAAACGAAGAAAGCUCAUACAUGUGAUGCAAAAUUUGUUUGUCUCCGGUGUCACAUGUACCUCUUCUGCUGCCAUGUGUUUGGAUGUGGAUGCCAAUUUGAUUAGGAUUCAAUUUAAAUUUGAAUAAAUUAUAUAUACUACCUCCGUUUUUAAUAAAUGAUACCGUUAACUUUUUGUCACACGUUUGAUCAUUCGUCUUAUUAAAAAAAUUAAUAUAUAAUUAUAAUUUAUUUUGUUGCGAGUUGUUUUAUCACUCAAAAUAAUUUAAGCACGAUUUAUAUCUUAUAUAUUUCUAUACAAUUUUUAAAUAACAUGAAUGGUCAAACAUGUAUAUGUGUUCAAAAAUCAACGGUGUCAUCUAGUAAAAAAGUGAGAGUAUAUAUAGAAUGUUGCAUGAUUACUUAGUUCCAAUUAAUAUAUGCAAUCUAGAAUACCUAGUGAAAUGUUGACAAUCUUGAAAAUUAAUUACUGGUAGACCUGAUAAAAACGGAAUGUAUAGUACUAGUAUAUAUUAUAUUUAGGCUUUUUUCACGAGAUGUAUAUUAAUUACUCGUGAAUGCAAUUAAUGGAUGAAGGGAAAUUUUGCAAGCGAUUCGAUCACAUCAAUCGGAAAAAAGAACUACUGUGCAAGAACCUUAACAAGCAAGAUAAGAAGGUAGUCCACCCGAAUUUUAUACUACAAUGGAAAAUGUAGCUUAAUAUAUAGCAAUAUACAAAGGUUUAAUACUUAACAAUGAAAUUUGGCAUUUAAUCCAACUAUGCAAGAACGGUGCAAUAAAUUAGUAAAAUAUUAAAACUAUGGUUGGUACUGAUACGUAUGGCACUGCAACAAAAACAAUGCAUGUGGAGAUACUUUUGUAGAGGUGAUUUUCAAACUGUAUGUAAAAUCAUUAGUUCAUUAAUUGUUAGAAACACUUUUUAGAAACAUUUUAAAGACCACCUAAAUACUUUUGCCCUAAAAGCAGUGUACGUUAAGGUAUUUUAGAGAUAUUUGUUGAUAAAUUUAUCUUGUAGCUAGAGGUAUUUUUUAAAGGACUAUAAUUUGUCGCCUCAUGUAUAAAGGCAUUGUCUUUUUGCAAGGU